Molecule: messenger RNA, 360 nt
Organism: Amoebophrya sp. A120
Lineage: Eukaryota; Dinophyceae; Syndiniales; Amoebophryaceae
Source: the annotation of a GenBank genome assembly
CCCGUGUUCCCGUAGUUCGGGCGCGCGACGGGGAUAGGGCGCCCGCUGGAUGGCGGGUGCGAGCGUGGUGGCUUGGGCUCCCGCGCCGGCCAUUGUGUGGCUGUGUGCUUGGGCGGUGCCCCUCCCUUGGUGUUCUGGUGGGCCUUUAUUUUUCGUCUUGGUGCGCGGGGCGCGUGAUAUACAUUUCUGGCCAAGCUGCCCUGCUGCCUUGCGUGUGUUGUGUGAGUGUGGGCGCCGCUCCUGCUCCGCGCGCGCGGAAUCGAAUUGAUUUCGCAGCGCCCCUCUAAUUCUUCACGGCAACAAAAUUACCGAUCGCGACUGCCGUGGCCUUCGCUAUAUGUUGUUUGGUUCUGGUUGGAG